Molecule: messenger RNA, 1214 nt
Organism: Eleginops maclovinus (Patagonian blennie)
Lineage: Eukaryota; Metazoa; Chordata; Actinopteri; Perciformes; Eleginopidae
Exons: 6
Coding region: 80-694 (204 amino acids)
Source: RefSeq, a predicted model, not a curated record
CAAAGUGCUUCCUUGUUCUAUCAUAUCUGAACUAAGCAAACCAAGCUGAAGGAGUGUGAUCCUUUGUUUAUGUAGUUUGAUGUUACUUCGGGAAAACAUGGACAAAGCUGUGAUACACUUCAUCAUCCUGGGAGUCAUCUCAGGUUUAACUGAAGGAGCUGGUGUGUUGCAAGACGGUCCUCUGAAUGCAACUGUGGGAGGGAAAGUGAUGUUCACCACAACACUGACUCCAGCAGGAACACCAUUUCAAUCAGUGACGUGGAGAUUUGGUUUUAAAGAUAUAUUCAUUUGCAAUGUUAACAACUUCACUAAACCAGAGUAUGAAGGCAGGAUCACCUUCUUCACGUCUACUGGAUCUCUGGAGCUCAGGAACCUGGCUCUAACUGACAGUGGAGAAUACACAGUCAGCAUUAUUCAAGCUGGAGAACCAACAAUGUCAGGGAACACAAGACUGGAAGUAUACGACAGGGUGUCUGAAGGUCUCUCAGCUGAUGCCAUCGCUGGGAUAGUUGUCUCGUUGAUAGUAGUAGUUUUUGCAGGAGGGGCUGCAGGGUUUUAUGUUUACAAAUCAAAAAAACCUCAACAAAGCAGUGAAGAAGUCAGAAACAACAGCGACGAUGAAACACAUUCUGAUAACAAAGAUCCAGAAGAGUGCAUCUACGAGAACACUUCAGCGAUAUAUCAGAACAUAUAGACUCAACGAUGUGCUUUCCAUUAAAAAAAAGGUGGGCUUUCAGCAGGCCACUUGGAGGAAGAAGAGCUUCUCAACAAGAUGAAAGCUUCAGCAGCAAUGACACAUUAUUGUCUUACUGAUUUUCAGCAAUGCAUUUAUCAUUUUCAGUACAGCAGCCUGCUGCACACGUGCUCUAAGUACGUGUGCCAAGUCCAAAUUGAACAAUGUGUUUAAACUUGUCUUGUAGUAAAGUUGUGUUUAUGUUUGGUUGCUCCUUUUAGAUUUUAAGUUCUUCUUCGUCAUGCUGAUUCAAAGUCCAAACCAACCAAUCGUCCAACCAGUGUUUUACUUUGUUGCCUAUCAGUGUAAAGGAUAUCAAUAUGCAAGUAUUCUAAAUGUUCUACAGUUUAACAAAGCCCUGACAUAAUGAAGUGCGAUUGGACUCAUUGCUCCGCAGUUGAUCUACCGUAUGCAAUUGAAUUGAAACAACAACCAGGUUUAAAAAGGACUCUGAGAAGAUAAAAGACACACUCGUAUGGAA